Peromyscus eremicus (cactus mouse) is the source of this 3684-nucleotide messenger RNA. It is a transcript of the gene Glyr1, whose product is annotated as glyoxylate reductase 1 homolog. NCBI's taxonomy places the organism in Eukaryota, Metazoa, Chordata, Mammalia, Rodentia, Cricetidae. The record is from RefSeq and is a predicted model, not a curated record. Gene Ontology annotation, molecular function: oxidoreductase activity, acting on the CH-OH group of donors, NAD or NADP as acceptor; NAD binding; NADP binding. Bases 410 to 1861 code for a protein of 483 amino acids. The transcript has 16 exons.
CCGGUGCCGGGCGCUGCCCCAUGAAGAAAUCGAGGGGAGGGGGACUUCUCCUUUACAAAUGAUGGCUAGGCGGUGACCAGUGCCUCUCGUUCUGUUCCUUGUGUCUCCGACAACAGCCAGAGUGAAAACUGACCAUUGUCUCCUUGAAGCUGCGUAGUUUCCCGACCUAGAGGAAGGUUUCCAUGAUCAUUUGUCAAAGGAAGGCCGAUCUUGUGGUGAAUUAAACCAGACUUAGGGAAAGGGGAAACUGGGCCGGUAUCCUCCCUGGCCGGGAAAGAUUGUUAAUCCACCCAAGGACUUGAAGAAACCACGUGGAAAGAAAUGCUUCUUUGUGAAGUUUUUUGGAACAGAAGAUCAUGCCUGGAUCAAAGUGGAACAGCUAAAGCCUUAUCAUGCUCAUAAAGAGGAAAUGAUAAAGAUCAACAAGGGCAAACGGUUCCAGCAAGCUGUGGAUGCUGUUGAAGAGUUCCUCAGGAGAGCCAAAGGGAAAGACCAGACAUCAUCCCACACUUCUGCUGAUGACAAGAAUCGGCGUAAUUCCAGUGAGGAGAGAAGUAGGCCAAACUCAGGUGAUGAGAAACGCAAGCUUAGCCUGUCUGAAGGGAAGGUGAAGAAGAACAUGGGAGAAGGAAAGAAGAGGGUGACUUCAGGCUCUGCAGAGAGAGGCUCCAAGUGCCUUAAAAGAGCCCAAGAGCAAAGUCCCCGGAAGCGGGGUCGGCCCCCAAAGGAUGAGAAGGACCUCACCAUCCCUGAGUCUAGCACUGUAAAGGGCAUGAUGGCCGGACCAAUGGCUGCGUUCAAAUGGCAGCCAACUGCGAGCGAGCCAGUCAAAGAUGCAGAUCCUCAUUUCCAUCAUUUUCUGUUGAGCCAAACAGAGAAGCCAGCUGUCUGUUACCAGGCAAUCACAAAGAAGCUGAAAAUAUGUGAAGAGGAAACUGGUUCCACCUCCAUCCAGGCAGCAGACAGCACAGCCGUGAAUGGCAGCAUCACACCCACAGACAAAAAGAUAGGAUUUUUGGGCCUUGGCUUAAUGGGAAGUGGCAUCGUCUCCAACUUGCUAAAAAUGGGUCACACAGUGACUGUCUGGAACCGGACUGCAGAGAAAUGUGAUUUGUUCAUCCAGGAGGGGGCCCGCCUAGGAAGAACCCCCGCUGAAGUCGUUUCAACUUGUGACAUCACUUUCGCCUGUGUGUCGGAUCCAAAGGCAGCCAAGGACCUGGUGCUGGGCCCCAGCGGUGUGCUGCAAGGGAUCCGCCCUGGGAAGUGCUAUGUGGACAUGUCAACGGUGGAUGCGGAUACAGUCACCGAGCUGGCCCAGGUGAUUGUAUCCAGAGGGGGGCGCUUUCUGGAAGCCCCAGUCUCAGGGAAUCAGCAACUGUCCAAUGACGGGAUGUUGGUGAUCUUAGCAGCUGGAGACAGGGGCUUGUAUGAGGACUGCAGCAGCUGCUUCCAGGCAAUGGGGAAGACUUCCUUCUUUUUAGGGGAAGUUGGCAAUGCAGCCAAGAUGAUGCUGAUUGUGAACAUGGUCCAAGGGAGCUUCAUGGCUACCAUCGCUGAGGGGCUGACACUGGCCCAGGUGACAGGCCAGUCACAGCAAACACUCCUGGACAUCCUCAAUCAGGGACAGUUGGCCAGCAUCUUCCUGGACCAGAAGUGCCAAAAUAUCCUACAAGGAAACUUUAAACCUGACUUCUACCUGAAGUACAUUCAGAAGGAUCUCCGUCUGGCUAUUGCACUGGGUGAUGCAGUCAACCAUCCCACCCCCAUGGCAGCUGCAGCCAAUGAGGUAUACAAAAGAGCCAAGGCACUGGACCAGUCUGACAAUGAUAUGUCUGCCGUGUACCGAGCCUACAUACACUAAGCCUUGUCCACCCAUCUACCCCUCCCAUCUUCCCUCUGGCCUCUCUUCCCAAUGUGGGGUCAGGGUUCUGGGACUUAGCUCUGGACCAGUCACCUGUCUCCAUUUCCUUUUAUACAGACUUUGAGACUUGCAUCAGCACAGUAAACAGCAGCACUCUCCCUCCCUGCGGCCCUGGGCAGGGAUUUGAGGGUCUCCACAGGUGGCUGUGAAGAAGCUCUUGAGCUGGGCAUUGGCCCUGGAGCAGGAGGCUGUGUAUUUUCUCUCUCUGUUUCUCUUGUGUUCUCUGUCUCUCACACACACACACACACACACACACACACACACACACACACUCACACACUCUUACCCACCCCAGGAUAGAAGCUGCCCAGAAACUGCUGCCUGGCUGUUCUUCCAAGCUUGUCUUAUCUCAGCCCCCUUCUGGUCAAGGGACUAGUGGAACUAGAAUUGGCAGGGAGCACAGGAAGCCUUCUCUCAACCUGUCCAGGAAAGAGGCUGGCAGAGGGUCCAUGGUGGCCCCCACUGGACCCCUGGAAGGAGAGGCCCCUGAGCCAUCAUGAACCAGCAGACUCCCAAAGGAGGCUCUGUGGGCCCCCAAACUGAGGAGGAUUUUCCUGUAGACACUAUCAUAAUGCAGCAGUUCCCAGAACGCCUUUGUGAACUGAAGAGAGGCCAGCAUGACCACACAGACACCCUUUAGGGGGAGCAGGACCCACUGGCUCCCGCUCCCUGGCUGCUGGCUCUGUGGCUAGAGCUUGCUCUUCCCAGGAGGUUUUGUUUGGGUUUGCAUUCCAGCCCGUGGGAAAGGGUCUUGAGGGCACUAAGGAGCAGUGGAGUGUGGGGGUGGCUCCUUCCUCUUUCCGUUAAUGGCAGUCUCCUCUGCCAGGCCACCUGUUCAGCCUGCUCUACACAGGUCCCCUGCAUGCCUCUCUUUCCCUUUUCCUCCCAUGGAGAUAGUAUUUCUGUCCCAUCCUGUUUUGGCCCAGACCCAGCCUGACCGACACCAAUAAUAAACAUUUCACAGAUGAGCAUUUCAUAGGAAGCUGGGCUUUUGAGGCGGAACCUCACUUCUGCCAGUGUCAAUGGUUCCAAGUAAGUCCUGGGUUUGUUGGGACAGAAGAAAACUGGGUCCUGUUCUAGUAACCUAACCGCCCUCAGAGGUGGAACCAGUCAUCUGUCAGCCUAGUAUUUCUCCUUGGAGAUGGGACCAGAGAGGCUUGGAAUGUCACAGGAGAGGAAUCACCUGAAGGGUGUCUGCCUUCCUCCUCAUGAGUUUGGAUUUCCAAAGCUGCAAUUUAGACUUUCCACUGGGAAAAACCUGGGAUAAGGAUCUCAGGACAUGGGCAUGGAGCAACGGAUGCUUGUGGGGUUCAGCACAACUGCUCCUUCACUGGGAUGCUGACCCUUUCUCUGUCUGGACACAUCCUGUCUUGGUCCUGGGGGUCGGGGUUGGGAAGAUGCUGUAAGGAAACCGGUUAGUCAAUGUUGUCUUAAUAUUGUUGACAAUUCUGUAAAGUUCCUUUUUAUGACUAUUUCUGUUUAAGCUAUUUCACCUUUCGUUUUGAAAUCCUUCCCUUUUAAGGAGAAAAUGUGACAUUGUGAAAAUGCCUGUAAGAAAGCCCCUCCUCCCCCUUUUCCUUUUAAUGACAAAUCUAGGUGAUUAAGGUUGUGAAUUUUUAUUUUCGCUUUGUUUUUAAUGAGCAUUUGUCCUUCAGAAUAGGAUUGUGUGAUAAUGUUUAAAUGGCAAAAACAAAACAUGAUUUUGUGCAAUUAACAAAGCUACUGCAAGAAAAAAGAAAAAUAAAACAUUUCUUGGUACCACA